CGAUGAACGCCUCAUUCCAUCACCACCGCCAGUCCAUACAGCGCCCAAUGUCCCGCGAAAUGGCAUUGCAAGCAUACAGACACCUCCUGCGCUCCACGCGCAUUGCCUUCCAAGGGGAUAUCAAUACACUCAGUGCGGCGCGAUUCGAGGCACGAAGACAGUUCGAUUCGAACCGUAGCGUCUCGUCCGGAAGUGAGGAUGCGGCGGGCAAGAUAGCGCAGGCGCAGGAGAUUGCGAAGUUCCUAAGGGAGAACGUGGUGCAGGGCGAGAAGGUCGAUACCGAGGCAGAGAAAUACAAGCUACGGAUACACGAGCACACGGAACGAGGCGACAACGAGGAUAUCAAGACGGCAGGGAAGGGGAACACAUUAGCAGGAGUCAAAUGCUGUCAAUCAUAAGUUUUAUCUGCCUGAGUUCUGAUGUGAUAUUCAUACAUGUUGGAAUACACUCGAGAGUGCUGACUAAGUCCGAUUGACUUGAUAUGGCCCAUUUCUAGGCGCCAUAGAACGCCUGGCUUGACCAAAGUACCCAAAAUGAACGCCAAAUGUGAAGUAAUGCCGCCCUCAAUUGCCUGCCAGACUGGCGUACUGGACGUCAUCUCCACCUGGCGGCGGCACAAUAGCAGCCAAG
Molecule: messenger RNA, 630 nt
Organism: Mytilinidion resinicola
Lineage: Eukaryota; Fungi; Ascomycota; Dothideomycetes; Mytilinidiales; Mytilinidiaceae
Product: mitochondrial zinc maintenance protein 1, mitochondrial
Exons: 3
Coding region: 48-398 (116 amino acids)
Biological process (GO): mitochondrial respiratory chain complex III assembly
Source: RefSeq, a predicted model, not a curated record